CCGCGGAAAGGCAGCCUCUGCGGCUCGUGAGAGAGAGGGAGUGCGCGCGAGCGGCUCAGACAGAAGACCCGGUAGAGCGCGAGGAGGGGGGAUGAGAGAAAGAUUGAACGAGAGGAAAGAGAGGGAGAGAGAGAGAGAGCGACGACCGUCAGGGUCCGGGUGGCGGAGUCACGGAGGACACGGAGAGGGUAAGGCCAGACAGAAAGAGAGAUCCUUGACCUACCGACAGAUUGAAUGAAGCUGCACCUGGUGUUUCUGAGGACCCUCUCCAUGUUUUGAUCUGCUCAGUGUUUUUUACUAUAGAAAGUUGGUUCCACAAAGCCACCUUCUGCCAUGCCGUCCAACGGUCCUGCUGUGGCUGAGCCGCCUCAGACACCAGAAAACAACGCCUCCAAUGAUUUGAGCGAAGACGGAGCAGAUCGGGACAGUCCGGAGGAGGGGACGCCAGCCAGCCCCAACAAUAAGCGAAGAGUCGGCCGCCCCAGCAGGAAACGCAAGCAGCUGCUUCCUGAGAUGGCGGCCUCUGACCCCUGCGCAAACGCCCCCCCAACUCCGCCUGAGGAGCCGGUGCCUUCCCCCUCCUCACAGAAGAAGCGAAGGCGUCGGAAACUAGAGCAAACUGAAAGGAAUAAAGACGAGCCAGAUGAGAGAAACUGCGACUCCCCCAGAGAGGGUGAGACUGGUAGGCUCCGUAGGAGGCCAGUCCCCAGAGUGACCUUCCAGGCUGGGGAUCCGUACUAUAUCAGCAGGAGGCAGAAGGAAGAAUGGCUCAGCCGCUGGAAGAUGGAGGCAGAGCGACGGGCAUACAGAGAGGCGGAGAUUAACAUGAUGGACGACCUAUCAGAAACUGGCUUUCAAAAAGAGGAGGAGCCAGCCAGCCCCGGCCCUCCCCCUUCACAACAACACACAGAUCCGGCCUCUCCAACGGUUGCCGUGACGCCGGAGCCAGUUGCUAGAGGAGACCAGGCUAUGCCCAGCGAGAUUGAAUACCAGGAUGGUCGGGGUUUUGGCAUUGGAACUUUAGUGUUUGGGAAGCUGCGAGGUUUCUCUUGGUGGCCCGGACGGAUCGUUUCCUGGUGGAUGAGUGGCCGGAGUCGAGCUGCGGACGGCACUCGCUGGGUGAUGUGGUUUGGUGAUGGAAAAUUCUCUGUUGUUUGUGUGGAGAAGCUGAUGCCUCUGAGCUCUUUCUCAUCUGCUUUCCACCAGCCAACAUACAACAAGCAGUCCAUGUACCGGAAGGCCAUCUUUGAGGCUCUGCAGGUUGCAAGUGUGCGAGCUGGGAGACCAGUUCCUUCCUGUGAUGCGAGCGACGAGGCUGAAGGUGUAGAACUUCAGACCAGACAGAUGAUUGAGUGGGCCAUGACCGGCUUCCUGCCCAAUGGUCCACAGUCACUGGAUCCUCCAGAAGAGGAGCAAAAUCAGUUUAAAGAAGGAUACCUAGAGACGUUGCCAGAGCCGGAGGCUGCAUACACACCUCCACCUGCAAAGAAACCGCGCAAGAACUCAGCGGAGAAAGCAAAAAUCAGAGAGGUGAUCGACGAAGGGACCAGAGAGAGACUCAUACAUGAAAUCAAAAAGAAGACCAGGAAUAUAGAAGAAAUCUGCAUCUCCUGUGGGAGCCUCAACGACUCUCUGGAGCAUCCUCUCUUCAUAGGAGCAAUGUGCCAGGGCUGCAAAAACUCAUUCCUAGAGUGCGCCUACCAGUAUGACGACGAUGGCUACCAGUCCUACUGCACCAUCUGCUGUGGAGGGAGGGAAGUGCUCAUGUGUGGAAACAACAACUGCUGUAGGUGUUUCUGUGUGGAAUGUGUAGAUCUCCUGGUGGGAGCCGGCUCAGCGGCGGCAGCAAUCAAAGAGGACCCCUGGAACUGCUACAUGUGCGGACCCAGGAGCACCUAUGGAUUACUGCGACGACGGGAUGACUGGCCCAUCAGACUACAGCAUUUCUUCGCCAACAAUCACGAGCAGGAAUUUGAACCCGCCAAAUUGUACCCUCCAGUUGCAGCAGAGAAGAGGAAACCAAUCAGAGUCCUCUCCCUAUUUGACGGCAUUGCUACAGGUCUGCUGGUGCUGAAAGAUUUAGGCAUCCAGGUCGACAAGUACGUUGCAUCCGAGGUUUGUGAAGACUCGAUCACUGUCGGCAUGGUUCGGCACCAGGGACGCAUCAUGUACGUGGGGGAUGUACGCAAUGUAACCCACAAGCAUAUCGAAGAGUGGGGACCAUUUGACCUGGUAAUCGGAGGAAGCCCCUGUAACGACCUCUCCAUAGUCAACCCUGCAAGGAAGGGCCUUUAUGAGGGCACUGGGAGGCUGUUUUUUGAGUUUUAUCGCCUGCUCCAUGAGGCUCGACCCAAACCGGGCGACGAGCGACCGUUCUUCUGGCUUUUCGAGAAUGUUGUCGCUAUGGGAGUCAGUGACAAACGCGACAUCUCCCGCUUUUUAGAGUGUAACCCAGUGAUGAUUGAUGCCAAGGAAGUCUCUGCUGCCCACCGCGCUCGCUAUUUCUGGGGAAAUCUGCCAGGCAUGUCCAGACCUCUGACGGCAAUGGCAAAUGACAAACUGGACUUACAAGAGUGCCUCGAGCAUGGCCGCACAGCUAAGUUUGAGAAGUUGCGUACGAUAACGACACGCUCCAACUCUGUGAAGCAGGGGAAAGACGAGCAUUUCCCCGUCUACAUGGACAACAAGGAGGACAUCCUCUGGUGUACAGAGAUGGAAAGGGUGUUUGGUUUCCCCGUCCACUACACCGACGUGUCCAACAUGAGUCGUCUGGCGAGGCAACGGCUGCUGGGUCGCUCCUGGAGCGUCCCUGUCAUCAGGCACCUCUUCGCCCCGCUCAAGGAGUACUUUGCCUGCUAUUAAUUACAAACCAACUCUCUCUCUCUCACACACACAGACAAAGAGACACACAUGCUGGUAACUACAAAAGAAUACAGUUAGUACAUGAAGGUUGGCUGAUGCAGAAUGAUACAGAAUGGGCAAACACACAUUAACACACAAGUAAUGUAAAGGACUGCUUCCCCAGAUCCCGAGUAGACCUCUGGCUGACCUUAGUUCCCUGGUGCUACCCUGCUGAUUUAUGUACACAAACACACAGCUGCAGGGUUUCUGUACUGUAAUUCAUACAUAUAUUUCCUGUCCAACCUUGAAACUGAUGUCUUCUGGCUUUACCGUGCCGCAGUAGCUGGAGUUACAACCUCCAGGGGGCGCAAACGUAACAAAGAUGCCCUGGCUUUCUUCUUUUUAACAUGUCUUUGAGUGCAUAAACACACCAAUGAAACCGUCUGCCGUAACACUCAUCUGUAUUAAAGCUUAGUGACAGUGCUGGCGGUGAAAUGAACUAAAAUAUAUCCAAAAACAUACACACAUAACCGUUAAUGCUCGUGGUGCUAGUCUGGUGGUGAUGGAGUCCAAUCGGUGCCACUUAAACAUAACACUUCUACAGUUCUUGGUGCUCUUGGAGGCUAAACAGUCUCUGUUUUUUGUUGUUUUAGUCGCUGCAUUGUUUUUGUUUCCCUGAGUUAAACUAAACCUUUUUGUUUAGCAUUUAGCAACAAAACAUGUGAAUAGUAAACAUCAGGACCAGAUUUAGUGACCUUAUGAAGAAAUUUUGAAGACAAAGGUCUUCGUUACUGAGAUAUUUAAACAUGAACAUGAGCGUCUAGAACUCAUUUAGGUAGUACAAUGUCAGAUUUCUAUGAGGCAGAGCUUCUUUGAUUUUACAAAUAAUCAUCUUGAGUGAAUUUACACCAAGGGUGUCCAAGAUGUGGGACCAUUUACAGCCCUCAAAAUGAUUUUGUGCGGCCCAAGAUCUCAACUAAAGAAUGGUAGAAAUUUGGCAUUUACAUUGACAAAUUAAAAUCUUCCUAAAAUGCUUAACGUUAGGAACAAAAUAAAGUGGAUUUUAAAUUGUAAACAGAACCACAAAUAUCCAGUAACUUUUACUCUAAAGCAGAUUCAGGUGCACAACUUUAUCAAACUUGAUAAAAUACAUCUAGCAAAGAAAGAGUGACGCAUAUCCUUAUUUCUUAAAAUGGACUAAUUCUUCUUUUCUAAACUAAGAAAAUAGAAAAAUUUGGAUUCGAAAAAACUGUCCAUAUUUAAAUUUUAAACAAAUUUUCUGCAGGAUGACCUGAACCAACCAAACUACAGGUCAAACGUUUGCUCAAAUUUGUUAAAAAAAGAUCACAGUUUAAAUGGGAUGCUCCAACAAAACAAACAUUAUUAUAUAGUUUUGUUUUACUAUAUUUAUCAAGUAAUAAUUUGCGGGGUUUUUUUUGUCUUUUCCUUGACAGUAGCCUGCUCUGGCUUUACUAACAGCAUGGCAUAUAAACGACAUGCAAACAGUGACUUGUUUCUUACUUUUGUACUGAAAUAUUGACUCUUACAAAUCUUCUAAACUCUAAAACGGAGUCAUUGUUUUCUUUGGUCAAUAUUUAUUUAGCAAUGGUCUGUUUUAACAUAAAUGUAUACCUAAAGGUAAAAUGAAGAAAUUGUGCAUAUUAAUGAAAACAAAGUCUGAUCAUAAUCAUCUCAUAAUCCAUAAACUUGUACUUUUAUAAGCAUGUCAUUGUUAACAAAAAGAUGAAGUUGCUUCCAGAUCUUUAGGUUGUAGUGUAUUUCUGAAAUAUUGGGGAUUAUGAACAGAAUAUAUCAUGCUGGGAGAAAUGCAGUGAAUAUUUGGGAAUGUAAGAUCCAGUUAAGGGAUUUAAGUGAUAAUUAUCUGAAGAUGAGUUUAUAAAGAAAGAUCUUUAUGAAACAUAUUCCUACAUUGGUCUGCUGUACAAGCCCAGCAUUUACAGUCAUUGCCAAAAGUUUUUAGACGGACUGAAAUUUUAUUUUUCCAGAAACGUUACUGCUUCAGUCCAGAUAUUUCUGUGAUCUACUGAAGUUCAGUAAAAUAUUUUAUACUUAUUAAAGGCUUUUAUUAAGAAAUAUAUGAAGCUGGAUAAAGAUCUAGGAAACAUCCUGUCUAUGGACCAAGUGAUCUGUUGCCACUUAGUUUACACUUGUGUUUUGUGACACUUUGCUCCAUCAUGUUAGGAAAAGCAUUGUUCAUCAUCAGAUUGCUCCUGGAUUGUGCAAUUCACACAUGAAACGUCUCAGGUUGCUUCAUUGGCUGCUUGACUCUGGCCUAAUGGCAAUAUUCACCUGUUCUUCUGAUGUCCCAAACAGUGUGAAGGGUCUUUUAUCUGCAUCCCUGCCCUGGUACAUCCUGCACAGUCCUAGUCUGUAAUUGAUGUUGUUCGGUCAGAGAAGUGGCUUCCUUGCUGCCCUUCUGGACACCACUCCAGCAUCCUAAAGUCUCUGCUGUGCUACUUAGAUUCCUUAGCGAGCACUGCACUGGUUUCAGCCCAAUCUAUUAGCUGAUUCCUCUUUAGGAGAUGAUCUUGCUGAUCGUUCUCGGGUGUCCUGAAGCUUUCUUCACAAUAGUUGAGCCACAUUCCUUGGCAGUCUUGAUAAUUGAAUAAAUGCUUGAUUUGGGUGCAAUCUCCCUACCAGUAAUAUUAUGAUGCAAGGCAGUGAUGCAGCAUGUGUUUCCUGGGAGGUAACCAUGGUAACCACUUCUUUCUAAAGCAGCCAUUUAGCUCUUCUGAUUGAAUCAGAAUGACAGACUGAUAUUGGUACGUCCAACCGGGCUAACUGUAAUCCGCUCAUCCAUUGCCUAUACCCGCCCACCUUUGCUGCAACAGACUGGGGGGUUUGGGAAGACAGAGCAUACAAAGAAAAAACGCAGAAGCACUGAUCCUGGAGUACUUUCUAUGUUAAAGAAAAUGUAAAGAGUUAAUGGGGGUAGUAGCUCUUUAGCGGCUUCAUCUAGGAGAGAAAGGCAGCUAAAAAUAAAAGAUCAUUGAAAUGGUCCCCGUGGAUCAUUUUGUGGCAGGCCUAAAAGACUAAAAGUUAAUCUUCAUUAACCUUCAUUAACUGCAAUUAAAUGCAUUUCAUCGCUCCUAAUAGCAACCUAGACUCAAAAGUCGAACGGUAAAGUUUGCAAAAAGCAAAAUGUUUGUCGGUCUUAAAACUUUUGGUGAGGAAUGUACAGCACCUCCACUUAGCAGUGGAUCUAUGUGAAUUAACCGGGUCUGUUAGCAGUCGUUGGUUGUGUUGAUGUUGUUCUUCACCCUUUGCUUUGCUCUAAUGUCAAAAAGGCAGAAACUGUGAUAGAUGGAUGUCUUUCUUUUACAUAAUUUUACACGGUUUUGCCAAAUUCUGUCUACCCCUCUCAUAUCUUAACUGACUAGCAUCAGCCUACAGUACAGUUUUGCAGUGAACAACUCUCUUAGCAAGUGUAUCUGUGCUGGUUAAAGAGCCCCACUCCUUCGGCCUUCAGAAGGUGGGGUACCUCUGUGCAAAUAUGGCUCCAACCAGAGCCAUUAAAUCAGGUUUAAAGUCAUCUUGCAACACAAUUUCUGCCUUCAGAGCAGCUCUGCCUCAAAGAAAUGUUAAACUGACACAUUAAAAGACUUUGUAGGAUUCAGUAUUUUUGUUACAGCAGCGUUUAGAGUACCCUCCUGUUAUGGUGCAGCAUCUCUUGUGCCUCAACUCCAGUGUUGCUCUUUUUUCUUUUGUCUGGUGAAAAGGUCCUCGAGUUAUCCAGGAGUUGUGCUCACAGAGAUCCACUUUCUGCUUUAGUUACUGCACAGCAGCAUCAACAUCCACAGAAAUCAGAGGCAGACCUUUAUCGAGACACUAUGCUGGUUUUCUACUUCCUGUGACUGAAACAGAUAACCCUGUUUAAAUAACACACACUUCCUUAUAAAACACAAAAAACAACCUGAAGCCUUCAUUGGAUGCUUUUUCUGCCUUUUAUCCACAACAUGCUGGGAUAAUCUCAGCUGCUCUCAAUGUUAAACGUGAGAUAAGCAGCUAUGUUCCUAGAUGACACACACAUCCUAUGAGAGAGGUCCAUGUAGUGAUGAAUGGAUUAUUUACACAGGGCUGUCUUCUGAGCAAACCUUUCAGUCUGGUGCUUGUGGUCCUCAGACGACCCUCUUUUCCAGGAAGCCUUCCAGUCCGCUGAACCAUUCUCAGAUACCAGCUGAACAACUGAACUCAUGCAGUCUAUGCGGACACACACCUACACACACCUUACAUGCGCAGUCUCUCAAGUCAACAGUAAACCAGCAGGUUCAACGUCUUUUCCAUCAUGUUUACUCUCUCCGUUUAUACAACCAACCUUCAGGUGCUUUUUAAACUGCUCUUUUUUACAGUGCUCUCUCUGCAGGUCAAAAACCAGACACACAAUCAUCUGCUGGAUACACAGUGCCCGACUUUUCUGCUUCUUGUAAACAAAACACACACAUGCACACACGCAUACUGUGCUCUUUGCCGGUCGCCUGUUUUACCGUCAGGCUUCCCAGCGGCACUGCAGGGUGAGGUAGUCUCCCUGCGUUGCUUGGUGCUCCCGACCCCGAUCGCUCUCCUCCCUACCUGAAUCCUCCAUCACCACCUCCCCCCGGUGCUGCAUGUCAGUCAGUCAGUGUAAUCUCUGAUUCCAUGUUAGAUUAGGGAGUAUUGAGAAUAAUAAAAUAAUUAUAUGAUGAUAAUAAUAA
Molecule: messenger RNA, 7553 nt
Organism: Girardinichthys multiradiatus
Lineage: Eukaryota; Metazoa; Chordata; Actinopteri; Cyprinodontiformes; Goodeidae
Product: DNA (cytosine-5)-methyltransferase 3A-like
Exons: 23
Coding region: 334-2862 (842 amino acids)
Biological process (GO): negative regulation of DNA-templated transcription
Cellular component (GO): cytoplasm; nucleus
Molecular function (GO): methyltransferase activity
Source: RefSeq, a predicted model, not a curated record